This is a messenger RNA of Miscanthus lutarioriparius, 1566 nucleotides long. NCBI's taxonomy places the organism in Eukaryota, Viridiplantae, Streptophyta, Magnoliopsida, Poales, Poaceae. The record is from the annotation of a GenBank genome assembly.
AUGGCGCCGCCGCUCGCCGCCGCCCUCCGCCCUCACCUCUCCCGCCUCGGCCAAACCCUCUCGUCCCGUCUCCUUCGCCUCUUCACCUCCCACUGUCCCUCCGACCAGAGCGAUUUCGAACCAGACCCCGACCACCCCAUCCCCUCCGCCCCUGACAAUGACGACGGUGAGCUCGCCUCCUUCCUCCACCGCCUCUCCAGCGCGGCCUCCAGCACCUCAACCCGGAAGGAGGCCAUCUCCCUCCUCCUUUCCUUAUCCACGGGCCCGUCGCCGGCCUCCCCCGCUCUCCUAUUCCGCGCGCUCUGGGAGCUGCGCCGCGACCCGGACGCUGCCGCGCUAGCUCUUCGGUACGGAGACGAGUGCAGCGCCGUGGAUGGGGCCGAUGGGUCGGGUCUACCGCCGCCGGCCGACGCGUGGCACCUGGCCGUGUGGGCCGCGGGUAAGGCGCGGCGGUUCGACCUCGCGUGGGCGGUCGUGCGGCGGAUGCGGAACCGCGGUGUGCUCACUCGCCGCGCCAUGGUUAUCCUGAUGGAGAGGUAUGCAGCUGCCAAUGAAGUAAAUAAAGCAGUCAAAACAUUUGAUGUCAUGGAGAAGUUUAAAGUCGAAUCAGAUCAAAGUGUAUUCUACUCCCUUCUUCGUGCUCUUUGCAAAGGCAAAAACAUAGAGGAUGCUGAGGAGUUGCUUCUUCUGAGAAAGAAAUUCUUCCCACUUACUGCAGAAGGUUUCAACAUAAUUCUAGAUGGUUGGUGUAAUGUAAUCACUGAUGUGGCUGAAGCAAAGAGAGUUUGGAGAGAAAUGUCAAAUCACUGCAUUACUCCUGAUGGCAUGUCGUAUACUCUUAUGAUCAGUUGUUUCUCAAAAGUUGGAAACCUUUUUGAUACUCUAAGGGUUUAUGAUGAGAUGAAAAAGAGGGGCUGGAUUCCUGGUAUUGGUGUUUACAAUUCACUUGUCUAUGUUCUGACAAGAGAAAAUUGUGUGAAGGAUGCACUCAAUAUAUUCAGCAAACUUACAGAUGAAGGCCUCCAGCCGGAUGUUGAAACAUAUAACAAUAUGAUAGUUCCACUCUGUGAAAGUUGUAAGCUUGAUGAAGCGCGAAUGGUGAUGGAAACCAUGGUACUUAAGGGCAUCAUUCCUACCAUUUCGACUUACCAUGCAUUUUUGAAGCAAGAAGGCAUUGACGAAUCACUGAAGCUCUUGCAGAAAAUGAAGGAGGAUGGUUGUGGCCCUAAGAGUGAUAUAUUUCUCAUGCUUAUUGAUAAAUUUUUCUUGCUAAACGAGUCUGGGAAUGCUCUAAGAGUGUGGAAUGAAAUGAAAAAAUAUGAGAUCAGCCCUGUCCGUUCACACUAUAUGACAGUGGUCGAAGGUUUAGUAAAACACGGAUGGAUACCAAGAGCUUUAGAGUACUACGACGAAAUGAAGGAAAAAGGUUUUGCCUCUGAUACACAACUUGAUAAAGAAUUUAAAACAUUUUUGUUGAACAACAGAGACCACUGGAGAGGAGCAGGCAAAUACAAUAUCAUCCCCCAGCGUGGUAAACAUUUUACAAAGCGGUCAAGAAUGCAAUAA